GAGACGGUGGUGACUCUACAGGGCAGCCGAUAACCCAACUUAACCUCCAUUAUUGAUCUAUGGAGACGAUUUAUGGCCGAUUGAUGACUUAAAAUAGUAUUAACUGGAAGAUAAGAUAAGAGAGGUGGAUAGUAUUGAUGUUAACAGCUAUUGGUGGUCGAGCAAUAAGAAGAGUUGUAACGGGGACUUGGCAGAAACACAGAACCCACGUCUCUUCAAAGGCCAAGAUGAACGUAAAGAAUAAAUCCGUCGCUCUCUGUUGGCUGCGGAACGAUUUGCGAUACCACGAUAAUGAGGUGUUGAUGAAAGCAAAUACCAACGUCGACGAGGUCGUUCCCGUGUAUUGCUUCGACCCGAGACACUUCCAAGAGACUUAUCACUUCUGUUUCUCCAAGACCGGAAACCAUCGUGCCAAGUUCCUCCUUCAGAGUGUCCAGGAUCUGAGAAACACUUUACGUUCGAGAGGGAGCGACUUGUUGGUGAGGUUUGGGGAGCCAGAGGUAAUUAUUCCGUCGAUUUUAAAGACCAUCGCAGCAGCCUCCUACUUUGUUGUUUAUCAGGAAGAGGUAACGAGAGAGGAGAAGGAUGUCGAACGAGCUCUGCGAGAACGCUGUAAGGCGGCUGGGGCUCAAAUUCAUUCUUUCUGGGGUUCGACGCUCUACCACAAGAAUGACUUACCGUUUGCCGUCAAUAACAUCCCGGACACUUUCACGGGAUUUAGAAAAGCCGUCGAAGCGCAGAGUCGAGUCCUAGGCCCCAUAGUAAUGCCGGAGAAAUUAAAGCCACUUCCCUCGGGCAUUGACCUCGGAGAUUUACCCACACUAGAGCGACUCGGUGUUAAAGAUGCCCCAACGGACAGACGAACAGCUUUUCCGUUUUCUGGCGGGGAAACGUCCGGUCUGGAACGGGUGAAACGGUACUUCUGGGACUCUAACAACGUUGCCAAGUACAAGGAGACGAGGAACGGACUAUUGGGGGAGGAGUACUCGACGAAGUUGAGUCCGUGGUUAGCCCACGGUUGCCUCUCACCUCGCUAUAUCUUCGCUGAAAUCAAGAAAUACGAAAGCGCUCGAAUCGCCAAUCAGAGUACGUACUGGGUGGUGUUUGAGAUGAUCUGGCGAGACUAUUUUAAAUUUGUUUGUGUGAAGUACGGCGACCGCGUGUUCUAUCCUUCCGGCAUUAUGGGCAAAAAGAGACAAUGGAAGAAUGAUCCGCAGGUUUUUCAGACGUGGAAAGAUGGUCAAACAGGAGUGCCGUUCGUAGAUGCCAACAUGCGGGAGUUAAAAGAGACGGGCUGGAUGAGUAAUCGCGGCCGUCAGAACGUAGCCUCAUUUCUCAUUAAGGACCUGGGUUUGGACUGGAGACUUGGUGCUGAAUGGUUCGAGUCGCAGUUGUUAGACCACGAUGUAUGCAGUAACUACGGCAACUGGAACUACUCGGCAGGUAUCGGUAACGACCCUCGAGAAAACAGGAAAUUCAAUAUGGUGAAACAAGGACUGGACUAUGACCCGAAGGGUGAGUUCAUCCGCACGUGGGUCCCGGAACUCGCCGAGAUCAGAGGUGCCAUGGUUCACACGCCUUGGAAGAUGUCUCUGCACGACCUAGGCAAAGCAGGAGUGUCCCUCGGAGAAUAUUACCCCAAUCCUGUCGUUGUGGCCCCAGAGUGGAGUCGUCAGGAUCACAGGGUGACGUCGAGGACCACUAAACACAAGAACGCGUGGACCAAUCAGGGAAGAGAACCCAAGCAACGAGGAAUGGAUUUUUAUUUCAAGUCAAACAAUAAAUCUUAAAUCCAGCUUAGAAAAUCAACAAAUUUAUUAAAGUAUUAUUUGGGUGCAAGAAUUUAUUGAUCUGUGGUUAAGUUAGGUUUGGAUGGGUUAAGUCAGGUCAAUCGGACAUAUGGAUAGGCGUCUGUGUAUCCAGCAGUAAUUGGGGACCUGGAUGUUAAUAGAUUUGUGGAUGGUGUUCUUGGGUAAUGGUUAGCCAGUACAGUUGGUGAGUUGUCCGGUCUUCAAGGACUAUUCCUUGACACCAGGUCAUGCAACUUGUUAACUCAGGGUUUAAUAUAUUGUUCAGUUAGCAUCUUGUACCUUAGUUAGGUAACUCUUCUUGGUUAUAUAUAAAUUCAUCCUUGGGCAGUCAUUUUCUUAUAGUAGCCAAUGCUGAAAUGUCAAACUCUGGGUUAAAAUUUGUUUUUUGAUCAUGUCAAGCAGAAGACUUGUUGAAAUUAACAUACAAUAUUUAGAUAUUUACUCUUCUUAUAUACAACUUUUCCUAAUAGUACUGGCAUGUGUUUAUCUAGCAAUGGUAUUUAAAGAAUGAUUGCUACAAGAAUGGCAUUAAUUUUGUGGACUUGAAUAUAGAGUUUUAUGUUAAUACAGGCCGUCCCUAAUUUACAACAGAGAUAAGUUCCUCGACCCAUAGUUUAGGUUAGGUUAAAGCCCAUACAAAACAACAAUAAUAUCCCAUAUAUCAAAAAUAAUGUAAAUAAAGUGAUGUUAAACAUUAUAUAAUGAUGAAAAUAAUGAAAAAAAUGGGAUUUUAAUUAAAAUUUUUUGCAGUGAAUGUAUUGAGAUCCCGUUCAUAAGUGCGGGUGAUGGUAAGUCUGACGGUCGUAACUCGGGGACUGCCUGUAUACACUUUAUGUUUGGCCAUGAUGUGCCACAAACAUUAAUAUCUUACAGAAUGAGAUAUAAGUAUUUAAACUAUU
Messenger RNA from Homarus americanus (American lobster), 2710 nucleotides. Its product is annotated as cryptochrome DASH-like. Gene Ontology annotation, molecular function: deoxyribodipyrimidine photo-lyase activity; FAD binding; damaged DNA binding. The transcript has 13 exons. NCBI's taxonomy places the organism in Eukaryota, Metazoa, Arthropoda, Malacostraca, Decapoda, Nephropidae. Gene Ontology annotation, biological process: photoreactive repair. Bases 138 to 1790 code for a protein of 550 amino acids. The record is from RefSeq and is a predicted model, not a curated record.